Molecule: messenger RNA, 2106 nt
Organism: Manihot esculenta (cassava)
Lineage: Eukaryota; Viridiplantae; Streptophyta; Magnoliopsida; Malpighiales; Euphorbiaceae
Product: glycosyltransferase BC10
Exons: 2
Coding region: 716-1861 (381 amino acids)
Cellular component (GO): membrane
Molecular function (GO): glycosyltransferase activity
Source: RefSeq, a predicted model, not a curated record
UGCAACAGACAAAAUCUGACGAAACGCCUCCUAGGUUUUCACUCCCAUACCGCAAACGGAGCUUGUCACUCCCUCACGCUCUUUUUCCGCUUUCGUUAAUUUCCUAUCAAGUUACAAUCUUCAAGCUACAAAAAUCAGACCACCACCUCUACCUUGUUUCUCCAUUGAAACCCACAAAAGGAAACCCCUUUAACAUCUCUCUCUCUCUCUCUCUCUUCAAUAAAAGCUUGCCUAAUUCAAGAACUGAAAGCCAGAAAGCGUGAACCGAUCCAUAACUUAGUUUCCUUAACGUUUCUUUCAUUGUCAAAUCUUAUAUAAACCCACCAUCACCAUUGUUGCAUCCUCCUCAGAUGGUAAUCCCAUUGUCAUGUUACAUGUUCUUUCCCUAUUUGCCAAGAUUCUUGGAAAGGAAAAUUUAGAUUUGAUUAUUCAAUAUUUCUUGUUUCUCCACCGUAAUUCCCUGUUUCUCGCGUACCCGUUUGGUAAAGAUUUGAUUUUCUUUCCUUAUUUGUGCUGAUUUGGUUUUCUUAAUAACUAGAUGCCUUGAUGGGUUUUGUUUUCCUCAACAAGUACACAUCUGGCGGUAACUACUGUUGAUCCUUUAUUUAUAUGAUGUUCUUGGAGACCCUUCUGUUUUUAGGGUAUACUUUUUAUGCACACCGAGUGUUUUGAGAUUAAAUUCUUCUGAAAAUACAAUACCGGACCUGAUAUCCAAAUGGCAUUGGAGUAUGGCAAGGAGCCUGGUAUUACUAUUAGAUUCAUUCAGAGCAGGCCUCUGCCAUUGAGACUUGUUCAAUUUUUCUUGUUGUUUUUGGUUCUGGGUCUUGGGGUCUCCGUAAUUAGUAUGUAUACGUUUCGACAUUUUGGAAUCCAAAAUGUAACUGAUGUAGGAAAGUCCAGUAUAUUUAUCCCUUGCUUCGAAGCACCAAAUGAUUUAGAGCACUGGAUUAAGCCUUCAUCAAAUCUGUUACAUAGGAUGAAUGAUACUGAGCUGUUUUGGCGUGCUUCAUUUCUUCCUCGAAGAAAGGGAUAUCCAUUUAAGAGAGUUCCUAAGAUUGCCUUCAUGUUCUUGACAAAGGGACCAUUGCCAUUGGCACCUCUUUGGGAGAGAUUUCUCAAGGGACAUGAGGGGCUCUAUUCGAUCUAUGUUCAUUCAUUGCCUUCUUAUGUUGGGAACUAUACGGCAUCGUCAGUGUUCUACAAUCGACAAAUCCCAAGUCAGUUGGUAGAGUGGGGAAGGAUGAGUAUGUGUGAUGCUGAGAGGAGACUCCUGGCAAAUGCUCUACUUGAUAUUUCCAAUGAAUGGUUCAUCCUAUUGUCCGAGGCGUGCAUUCCUCUCCACAAUUUUAGCAUUAUCUAUCACUAUAUAUCGAGAUCAAAGUACAGUUUCAUGGGAUCAUUUGAUGAAGAGGGUCCCUAUGGUAGAGGCCGAUAUAAUUGGAACAUGCAGCCUGAGGUAACACUUCAGCAAUGGCGUAAAGGGUCUCAAUGGUUUGAAAUAAAUCGACGACUUGCAGUUAAAAUAGUUGAGGACACCACAUACUACCCCAAGUUCAGAGACUUUUGUCGGCCAGCAUGUUAUGUCGAUGAACACUACUUUCCAACAAUGUUGAGCAUCCAUGUUCCAUAUCUCUUGGCGAAUAGGACGCUUACCUGGACGGAUUGGUCGAGGGGUGGCGCACACCCCGCAACAUUUGGAAAGGCUGACAUUACAGUGGAAUUCUUCCAGAAGGUGUUUCAAGGACAGUCAUGCACCUACAAUAAUCAGCCAACAAGUGUGUGCUAUCUCUUUGCAAGGAAGUUCGCCCCAAGCGCUUUAGAUCCUCUAUUAGGUUUAGCGUCGGAAGUUUUCGGGUUUUGACCAAGGCAUAUAGUUUGAGAAAGUUUUACCUAGGCAUGCGAGUUCAGUUGCCAAGCUAGCCCAUUCUCUAUGUUAGGUAUGAGGGAUCUAUUUCAAAUGAGUUUUAGGGCAUUCUAAGCAUUGAUGUCAAACCAUUUCAUAUGUAUAGUUAUUCAAUCUUAAGCCAAGUUACACUAUCGAAACAUCGUUGGUUAAUAAUAUCAUAUUUCUCACCUGUUGCAGCCUGACGGAGGCUUUUUAAUUUC